Dromaius novaehollandiae (emu) is the source of this 1487-nucleotide messenger RNA. RefSeq names its product BPI fold-containing family C protein. Bases 1 to 1413 code for a protein of 470 amino acids. The record is from RefSeq and is a predicted model, not a curated record. The transcript is spliced from 15 exons. Gene Ontology annotation, molecular function: lipid binding. NCBI's taxonomy places the organism in Eukaryota, Metazoa, Chordata, Aves, Casuariiformes, Dromaiidae.
AUGAUGAAGAUUUGCUGUUCUCUCCUCCUCUUAAGUUUGCUCAGUUUGCAACUCAAAGCUAACCCUGGGCUCAAAGUGAGGAUCAGCCAGAAGGGGUUGGAGUAUGCCAAGGAGGUUGGGCUUGAGAUCUUGAAGCAGAACAUGGAAAAGGAGCAUCUCCCUGAUUUGAGUGGCUAUGAGAAAUUUGGGCUUGGUAAUGUCAAAUAUAACAUCUCAAGAAUAAGAGUCAUUGCUGUUGAAUUCCCCAGUGCUUCCAUCUCCCUCAUACCUGGGGCAGGGAUAAAACUGGUGAUUGGAAAUGUUUCUCUAACCAUUGAUAUGAACUGGAACAUAAGGACCUGGAUGUUCAAAGACACUGGAAGAAGCACGGUGUACAUUUCAAAGGUAUUUGUUACUGCAGUCUUUUCAACACCUGUGGAUAACAGAGGUCAUACAUUGAUAUCACUUACAAGCUGCCGGACAGCUUCUGGUGAUAUAGACAUCAAAUUGAAUGGAAAAAGUGGCUUCCUGCGUAACUUCUUUAUUAAGUAUCUGAAGAAACCCAUUCACAGGAGCUUGGCUACUAAUUCAUGUCCCAACAUCAGGUCUGGGAUCCAGCUGAUAGAUGAAGGCCUCCAAUCACUGAAUGUCCUAAUGCCGGUUGAUGAUUUGGCUGAAAUAGACUACUCUUUAAAUAGCUUGCCAGCAGUCUCCCGACCAUACAUUGACCUGGACUUAAAGGGGAUAGUCUACCCAGGUGGAAACUAUACUGCCCCCCCUUUUGUGGCAACUCCCUUCACUGUCCCAGACCAAAGUGACUCCAUGCUCUACCUUGCCAUCUCUGAGUAUUUCUUUCAGACCUCCUCCUUUGCUUACUACACAGCAGGAGCCUUCAACAUCACCAUUGCAGAAGAGACUUGCAGUUAUUUUAAUAUAAGCUCAGAGAUAUUUGGCAGUAUCAUCCCUGAGGUAGCCCAGUAUUCAGUUAUGCCAUACCCAGUGAUGCUGAAGCUAAUGGCUACUGAAACACCUAUCAUCAGCUUACAACAGGAUUCCUUUACGCUAGAGAUUCAGGGCUCCAUGGAGGUAUUUGCUGUUCUGCCAGACUCAACCACCCAGUCAUUGUUCACAAUGAAUAUAGCAGCCAAUACCAGUAUUGCUGUGAAUAUAUUUGACCAGAAAUUGAUGGGCUCACUAUGUUUGAACAGGCUCCAGUACUCCCUAACCCACUCUAAUGUUGGUUUUUUUGAGAUCUCACUUCUGGAGAACAGCCUGUCUUAUAUUUUACAGACUGAAGUAAUUCCGUCGGCUAAUGCUAAACUGUCAAAAGGAUUCCCUCUUCCUAAUCUGGCCAAUGUCACCUUGACAAGACCUCAUAUUACAAUUGUACAGGGUUACCUGUUGAUUUCUACUGAUGUUCACUACAAACACUAAAGGAGGAGAGAGACCAUUUGUUAAUUGCAAACUUCAAAUCAAUAAUGUGACUCCGAAGGCUAGCACAGUCCCAU